Molecule: messenger RNA, 6226 nt
Organism: Scatophagus argus
Lineage: Eukaryota; Metazoa; Chordata; Actinopteri; Scatophagidae
Product: SPHK1 interactor, AKAP domain containing
Exons: 13
Coding region: 463-5208 (1581 amino acids)
Cellular component (GO): cytoplasm
Molecular function (GO): protein kinase A binding
Source: RefSeq, a predicted model, not a curated record
AUAAUAAGGCGUUGACUUGCGCAGCACUUAUGCGUCAACUUUUGACAGCCCUAUUUAAAAUAUGUUUUCAAAUUAGAUAUAGGCGUACAGUUAGUGAUUUUAAUAGUGACAUCCGCAGUGAGUUAUUUUGUCACUUAAUUGAGCUAAGACAGCAUCAGACAGGCACUGUUUAUACACUUCUCCAGUCACACCUGACAUAGUCUUGCUAAUUAUAUCAAGGCCACCCUUUGCUGUGAGGCGGGCUAGUUAAGCUGUGUUUUGUUCUGCUGCAGCUACUGCUGUUGUAUCUCAUGAGCUAACUCUUGGCUGUUGGCUUCAGACCGGCACUUCAUGCCACUUUUCUAUUGACUGGUUUGGGACCUUGGUUUACCCUUUUAUUCUCUAAUGAGGGAACAGCACUUCACAUGAGUGAGGUCAAGAAAAACUGGACUAACCACGUAGGAUCACGGACAGAGAGUCAGAAUGAAGAUGCUGUCAUCACUGUUCACUGCGCUGCGGACCUUCAUUGAACUUAACUUCCAGUCAUCUGCCAUGUUUGAAGGCUCUGAGUCUGUCGAAUUGGAGGGAGGCAGCACAGAGAGCACCGUGGCCUCGUCCAUCAGUGCCUGCAAGAAGGUGCUGUGCAGCAACAGUGUGCUGGACUCGUCGGAGUACUGGCUGAGGAAUGAGAAAGCUCUGUGCAGGCUGGGCCUGCUGGACGACGACACGGAGGGCAGCUGCACCGUGAUCUGUUUUGUAAAUCUGGACCCUCUGAAAACGGACUGCCAUGAUGACAAAAGCAUCAAGAAGUUGGCAUCGAUGUCUCCAGACUUGCCAAAGCUUGUUGAAUUACUGACCGUCCACCAGCCGAAAGAAAAUGAGAUCUUACUGCUUGGUGGCCUAGAAGCCUCAGACGCUUGCCAAACACACCCACACUCCCCCUCACAGGGUGGGCAGCAGCAAAGAAGUACAGGCGUGUGCCUGGUUCAGUGUUCAGGGCAGAGACGCUCCACCCAACCUAGCAGCAUCAUCUUUGAUAUCAACAAGUUCCUGAUUGGUCUGCAGUGGGUAAAGGAAAGACAGCUUCAGCAGGGCCGAGCAACAGGACAGCGGGUCGAUGAUGACACCAAUCGCUCCAUUUCAUCCAUAGAAGAUGACUUCCUGACUGCCUCAGAACACCUUGGUGAUGACAGCGAGGAUGAUGGCCUCAGAAACGAAGCAGAGAGUGGUGACCUGGCAGAGAGCUUGGUAGAGGUUGCACAGAAACACUGUGUCAGACUUGCUUGUCAAAGAGUACAGCUGGCCCAUCAUCAAAACAGAGGGGAUGCUGAGGUGAAAAAGGAAGGGCAUCAGCGAACGAACCUCCACAGUAAGGAAUCAGCUGGUCAAUACGCCACCAAUCUGGCUGAGUCAGUACUGCAAGAUGCCUUCAUUCGACUCUCUCAAGAUGAAACCUCCUUUGUCUCUGAGGCGGCUGUCAGUGUGUCCCUCUCUAAUUGUCCGCCCAACUCCACUGGUCCUUCAAAGACCAGAGAGCCUUCUCAACAGCGCACCUGCUCCUUUGAGCUCCCUAAGAUUGUUAUAGUUCAAAGCCCAGACAGCUCUGAUGGGGCUGUAGAAUGGCCAGAGACCCAGGUGUCUCAUGUCCCUGACCAGGAUAUCACUGCCAAAGCCAGAGAGAUGCCAGACAAUGGGACACAGGCCCACAUUCCCCACCACAGUGGAGCACAACCAUCCAAGCAUGUAGAGGUGGCUUUGGCGUGUGCUGCUAAUGUCAUUGGCACCAUUACUACCCCACAGCUUACAGAACAGCUUGGUAUGGAAUCAGCUUCAGAGGAAGACACAGAGGAGGAGCUGCAAGAACCAGAGGAGAGAGGUGACUACUCCUUCUCCUCAGCCAUGUGUGGCAUGGCUCAAGUAGCUGGUGCUGUAGCCGCUGUGGAGUUAACAGAGGAGACAGUGGAGUGUGGCAAUUCUGACACAGAUCCUGCUGAAGUCUACACUGCAUCUCGUGGUCUGAUGUGUGCUGCUGAGGCCUCUACGGCCUUCACGCUGCACUGCAGUGUGGCGGAGGGUACCAGUGUUGAAGCCUUUCGUGCCAACAUUGCUGAGGUCUUACACAGGGAAGCAGCUGAUGUGCUGGCUCAACCACAAGGCUACAGGAGUGUAGCCCACCUGCUGGAGGCCACACAUAACAAGAUUGUAGAUGGCAUUACUUGUCCAAAAAAAUCCUACAUGGAUGAAAGAGAGGUGGAUGACCUAAUAAAUGAGGUAGCAGACAGCUUAUUCAAGCAUGCUUUGGAGAAAGCAAAAAAGAAGAAAGAAAUGGAGGGUACUGGAAAAGGUGCACCAAAUCUCCAGAUUUUCCUGCAGGACAGUGUAAACAAUUUGCUCUUUGAUAUCCUUUGCCUGACACAGAAGAAAAUCAGUCACAUCUCUGGAUGUGACCAAGUAUCAUUUGAGACACAAGAAGGUGAUACUUGCACUAGAGAGCCUGCUGCAACCAAUGAAAGCGAUCCAUUAAGUCAAUUACAGUGCUUAGUUGGCCAUACUCAGUCCACUAAUAGUGACAACCACAGUGGCAUGCUACACUGCACAGAUAAGCUUACAAUGGUUUCUGCAAUGAAAGAGAAAUAUGUGCUAGAGGAAAAUGACGUCAUUGCAUCUUCCUCCAUAACUCACAGCAAAGAGCAGCAGCAGCCAUCAUCAUGCAGACAGAGUCAGUCUAAAUCCACCUCCUUGCCUUCCAAGGACUUCUCGGACCACCAGCAGAGCAGUGGUGCUAUCAGAGAACCUUGGAAUGAAAUCCCAGUUCAUAACACUGAGAAGAAAGGCCGACUGGUGACAGGUAGUGACGGCAGACAGGCCUCUCUCUCACCACAGUCCUCAUUCAACUCUUGCAGUUCUUUGCUCUGUUUGAGAAUGGACUCGGAGUCCCGGACACCUAUUACAGGCUAUGCUGAAGAUUUGGCUGCAACGGUGGUGUCUAUGGCGACAGAACUAGCAGCGAUCUGCUUGGAGAACUCCUCUGGGAAACAACCCUGGUUCUGUGCCCUAAAAGGGAUGUCUACCGAAGGGCCAGAGGCCUACUUGAUCCCUGCCUGCCGUACAGUCCUUAGGAGGAAAGAGGGACAGAGCAGCAAUGCUGCCUCCAAAAAACAUCGGGCACCACGCCUCAGUGAGAUCAAGAGGAAAACAGAAGAGCAACCAGAGCUGAUGGAGCGGUUGGUGAACCGGGUUGUAGAUGAAUCGGUCAAUCUUGAUGAACCACAGGACCCGUUUGCCCUCUUUGCCUCCGAGGUCACAGCCAGGAUCAUGAAUUGCCCUGAGCUUAAUGUGGUGGAUACCUCCAAAACAGGCCAACCACGCAGUAGGUUGCAGUGUGAGAGGUGGAGCCGUGGGAAGGCAUCUAGUUAUGAGAGCAUUCCAGAAGAAGAUGCAGACCCCUCAGGCAUGCUCAACACCCUGGGCCCUGGCAGUCGAUUAGGUCAGAAUUUGAGCCGUGGUAGCUCAAUUUCUAAGCAGUCCAGCUGUGAGAGCAUCACAGACGAGUUCUCACGGUUCAUGGUAAACCAGAUGGAGACUGAGGGCAGGGGCUUUGACCUUCUGCUGGACUACUACGCAGGAAAAAAUGCCAGCAGCAUUUUGGCUGCUGCUGUGCAACAGGCUGCAUCAAAGAAAAAUGGUCACCUUAAUGUCAGGACCACAUCCUGCUUGUCCAAACAGUCUAGCACAGAGAGCAUCACAGAGGAGUUUUAUAGGUUUAUGCUUCGGGACAUGGAUAAAGAAAACAAAGAGUAUGGUAUUGCCAAGACUAAAGAGUGGAGCAACAGCCUCUUCCCCCCUUCUCCUAGAACACCCUUCUGUAUACGUCAGUCUUCUGUCCCAGAUCGGCGCUCCUCAGACUCGCGACUGACUGUCAACUCACCUAUCAAAGCCAACUCUUUUGAUGGAUUUGCACGCAAUGUGCAUGGAGACACGCUGAAUAUUUUCCCCACCAACUCAGUGUCAGCCACAGGACUGUGUAAAUCAGAUUCUUGUCUCUAUCAACGGGGUAAGACUGAUCAGAUCACCGACAUGCUCAUUCAUGAGACCUGGUCGAGCUCCAUUGAGUCCUUGAUGAGAAAGAACAAGAUCAUUGCUGAUCCAGAGGACAGUAUUGAACUGGAGGCUGCAGGAGACUCCCAGCCCCAUGUGCAGCAGUUUGCCAAUCGCCUGGCAGCUGACAUUGUGGAUAUUGGCAAGUCUGCACUGGGGGGGCAACAAGAUGUAGCUGGGCCAUCUGGGUCAAUCCCACAGCCUCACAUGCCUGUUGGUGAAAGAAGGAGGGGAUUCAAACAAUCACAUCUAAGUUGUGGUCAGAGUAGGUCCAGCCAGGAGCCGAGCGGUUCUGGAGUAGGAUCUGGAACUAGUGACAGCAAUGCACACCGUGUGAGUGGCAUCAGAGAUGUACCUCUGAUCCACAUUGAGGGAGAUCAGAGGGAUGAAGAGACUAUUUUAAACUCUGAAAGGACACGAGAAGGACCUCAGGAAACAACCGCAGACAUGUCAGCUACCAAGCGUACAGAGAGAGCAACAGUCAACAGCAGCAGCAGCAGUGAGAGGGACAGGCCAGCUGUGGCGGUGGCUGCAGUAGUGAAGAGGGACAAGCGUUCUAUGAGUGCUAGCAGUGAAGAGAGCAUGGGGAGCUGGUCCCAUAUAACCCCCGAGGAUGACCCCCACGAGGAGACCAGUAGUUUUAUCCAGCUGAGCGAGGGAAACGGGACCAGCAGCGCCUCCAGCCUGGGGCUGGCAGACCUGGAUGCAUUUUCUGAUGUGCCCACUCAGAGCACAGUAAUCAGUGAGGAGACAGAAAAAGGCCAUCCGGCAGGAACCAAGGAGAAUGUGUUUGAAAGCAAUUCAGUGAGGACAGCAGGUGGCAGUGGCGAUCUCAGGAUGCUGUUGGUGGUAAACUGCGACUUUGAGCCUGAGUGCGUGGACUCGGAGCUGAGAAUAGCCCUGCAGUGGAUUGCUGCCUCCGAGCUGGGCCUUCCUGCUCUCUGCUUCAGGAAGUCCAAAGAGAAAAGGGUUGCAAAGUUCCAGAGGGUGGUCCAUCUGAUGUCUCAGAAGGCGUGGCGGAUUGCGGACUUGUUCAGCGCAGUGGUUCAGUACUGUAAGCUACACGAGAAAGAGGAAGAGGAGGGCCGGUCUUUGUCCAGCCUGUUUGAUUGGCUGUUGGAGACCCUGUAGGGUGGACUAGCUUCCUCAAACUGCAAACAGAAACACACACGCUCACUCAAACUCCUAACAUGUUCCCAAUCGUUUUCCCCUUCCUGUCUCAUCGCACCAAGUGUCUCCAACUUGAAGCUGAAAGCACAAACGUGAUCAGCAUACUUGAGGAAUUCGUACACUUCAGUCUGUCCAUGGAAGUUGUGUUUUUGAGCUUUUUUUCUGUUCACAGCCAUGACCCUUUAACAAAAGCAGGUUUUGAUUUUCACCUCUCUAGAGAGACACACAAACACAGAGCAAACUGUAGGUGUACAGGUGGGACAUUCCUCAUGGGAAUGAACUAACCUUCAAGAGAUUAUAGUCAGCAGGUUUUAACUGCUCCAGAUUAUAUAUAAAUUAUCUAUAUAUUUACAGAUUCUCACAACCAAAUUAUGUAUUUAUUUAUUCCAAAGGAACACACAUGAAGCAAAGUACCAAUAGAGGAUAGGGAAAUCAGGUUAAAUUCUUCCCACUACUCAACAUGUUCAAACUUUUGUAUCAAAACUACUUUGUAAAAGAGGCUAUGUAAGGAAAUGUAAGCCCAGAAAAAGAUCUUUCACUUUCUUAACAUGGCCACCUGAAAGUGCACAUUUGCUUAAGUAAGUAAAAUGCCCAUAUCUUUGUGUUCAUUGGCCAAUAUAUCACCUCUGUUGUGACCUUGAAAUUCAGUUCUAAGUAAGUGUGUUUUCUUGUUAAUGUUACUUGAGAACUGAUUAUUUUGGAUAGCUGUAUUGUACAUACUGUAGAUUUGGAACUUCUGCACCUUGGAGUAGUGGUCUGCUCUCUUUAGCUUUUCCUAUGUCAGAAGGACAGAGUGAGGUUUGUAAUGUUGAAUUUGUAUGUGAAUUUGGUCUGUUUAUUUCUCUAUUUAGUGGUACUCUAGUAUUACAUCCGCAUUGGGGAAAAAAAAAAGCACACGAUUCAACUGUAAACUCUGUCAUGGUAGAACUGAAUGUAUUUAUCUUUUGACAUCAUUAAAUUUCUGUGAUGUGAAAUACAA